AUGAAUACAAACCCCAAUACACAAAUAAUACCACCUUUUAGAUUCGCAAUCAUUGAAGAAGUAUCAUUGACACCUAAACCACCAUCAAAGCCAUUCCUUAACUUUUGUGAGCAAUAUGGGACUACAAGCAAACACUUUGCAGUAUCAAAGUUUAAGGAUGAUGUUACUAUCAGUGCAUCUCAAGUUGUACAGUUAUUAGAGAUGAUGAUUGAUCCAGCCAAUUUACCAUUAUAUUGUCAUUGUUUGGAUGGUGCUAAUGUAACGGGCACGAUAUUUAUGUGUUUGAGAAAGUUGGAGAAUUGGAACUUGUCGGCGAUCAUUUCAGAGUUUACUAGGUUCACAAGAGGUAGUUGCAUUACUUCGUCUGAAUCAGAGUUUGUAGAGACGUUUAAAGCAGAGAUUGAUGUGCCAUUGACCAUCCCAUCGUGGUUGUGGCAAGGAGUGAGAAUGAGUAAGCAUCCUACUCUCAAACUGCGACUUGUCAGUGGCACAACACACCCAUCUUUGACGGCUGCUGGCGUGGUUGUACCUGGAUCGGCGCCACUCUCGUCGUCAACUGCUACAUUUUCAAAUAUACCUGUCAAUAAUCUAAACUCACUGGCUGGUAAUUCCAACCUUGGACAAUCACCAAUCUCUUCAUUCUCAUCGAUUGCAUCACCAAUUAUUAAUUCUACUAGUACUGCCGCCGCCGCCAACACAACCACUUCUAUCCCAUCAUCUUCUAUUUUAUUAUCAACUCUAACUACUAUUAGUAACACUCAGGCACAACAACAGCAACAACAACAGCAACAGCAACAACCAACUCAAACACAACAACAACAACAACCAAUACAAUCAUCGCAGCAACCAACUCAAACACAACAACAAUCAAUUGGAGAUGUUAAAUCAAUUAAUAAUACAAAUACAAAUAUAUCGACUACCGCUACGAGUACUACAACUACUACUACUCAAUCGACAACGAUAAAGUUUGAUAUACAAUCACCUCGAGCAACUAUAUCAUCACCUCCCAAUACACCUGCCUCCUCUGCUUCAACUAGUAUUUCAAAUCUAUUAACAAAUCCAAAGGAUAAAGAUAAAAAGAAAAAGAUUGAAGAAAUUAAAUUACAAUUUGAUGCAGGUAAAUUUAAUUUACCAGUAGAGAGUAAAUCAUUGGAUGCUUUGGCAUUGGAAAGAUCACCUCCAUUGAGUCAUACACAAUCAAAUGUAAACAGCACAAUUACCACUAGCAAUAUAUCAUCUACCAACUCUUCUGGAAAUAAUAGUUCAUUGGCAACACCAACAUCAAACAGAACAUUAUUACAAACAUCAUCAGAGUUUUCCUUUACCAAUGUAAAUCUUUUAAAUACUUUGAAUAAUAGUUCAACUCCUCCAAAAUAA
Molecule: messenger RNA, 1377 nt
Organism: Cavenderia fasciculata
Lineage: Eukaryota; Evosea; Eumycetozoa; Acytosteliales; Cavenderiaceae
Exons: 4
Coding region: 1-1377 (458 amino acids)
Molecular function (GO): phosphatase activity
Source: RefSeq, a predicted model, not a curated record